Molecule: messenger RNA, 2110 nt
Organism: Mytilus trossulus (common blue mussel)
Lineage: Eukaryota; Metazoa; Mollusca; Bivalvia; Mytilida; Mytilidae
Product: early endosome antigen 1-like
Exons: 2
Coding region: 23-1504 (493 amino acids)
Molecular function (GO): protein binding
Source: RefSeq, a predicted model, not a curated record
GCUUCUCAGGAUUGGUGUCGAAAUGCAUUGGAAGUGUUGUUUUAUUGUUUGGGUUCUUUGUUGGUGUUCUACUACUUCUUUUCUGGUCUCAAAUUCAUCCACGGAUCCCCAAUAUCAGCAGUUGUCACAACAGCAACACGAAUUGGAGCAGUUAGUUAACCAGAUGAAAUAUGUUCUGCUGGCUACGAAAGACAGACUUGAAGUCUUGGAGAACUCUCAGACUGGUUUACCGACAAUGGAAAAGUAUAAUGAUACAGACAUGCGCAAUGAAUUAGAAAGUUUGAAAAAACACUAUACCGUGCUGCAAUCGGAAAAUCAGAAUUUGAAACAAGGUUUAAGUGAACUGCAACUUAAUUUUACCGACACAAAGCUUAAGAACAACGAAUUCGAAAGUUUGAAAAAACAACUUACUGUGCUUCAAUUGGAAAAUCAGAAUCUUAAAACAAGUUUAAAAGAUCUACAACAUAAUUUUACGGACACAAAAACCAAACUUGAGCAUUUGAAUAAUGUUUCGGUAGAAAACCAAAAUUUGAAAAUCAAUUUUAGCAUUUUGCAACAUCAAAGUAUUUCGCUUGAAAGGAACUUUGCAGACUUAAAACAUGAAUUAAAUCAGACAAAGAAAUAUUUAGGGCAUUUUGAAACCGACAUGAGAAACGAGAUGAGGCAAACAAAGAAUUCGAGUCAGAUGUGCAAUUCAAAAUGUUCAAAUGUUUUACAUUUAUUAAAUACACUUGAUACAAAAACUGGAAACCAAUUCAUGAACUUAACUGGAAGAAUUAUCAAUGCCGAGAAUAACUUUAGUUUUAUAAAUAGUAAAUUGAACCAGAUUGAACAACAGAGCGCUAGUUUAAAUAUCAAAGUUGCUGGAAAUGAUCAAAAACUUACUGCGCUCGAAAGUCGAAUGCAUUCCCAAAUUCAACAAAUUAACCAGAACUAUAGUACAAGUGUCAUCGCAAUUGAUCACGCCAUUGAUAACUUAGAAAGAAAAACCGACAGUGGAAUUACAAAUCUUACUGGUAGGACAGUUACUCUUGAACAAAAUUUGGGAACCAUAGACAAUAAAGUAACGCACGCAUUACAGAGUGUAACAUCGUCAACUGAGAAAGUUGGAUUUACCGCCUGUGCUAAUACAAGGACAGUAAAUGUAGGAUUAGGUAUACCAUUCGACGAUAUAAAAGAGUCUCAUGGAAUCCAUAACCUUGACCAACUCAAAACUAGGGGAGAAUUCGUAUGCGAGAAACCAGGGCUCUAUCUCAUAUCUGCACAUAUUAGUUCUCAGAACCCAGGAGCUGAUUUUAGCAUAAAAACAAAUAAAAUGGACGUAACGAGAGUUCAAGUUGUACCUUUAGCACCGCCCACAAAUACACAAGGAAACUUACAUACCGGAAGUGGAUUAGUCAUAGUGGAACUGGAUAAUUCCGACUAUGUGUGGAUUGAGCCGUAUUCUAAAAAUAUGAAAGUGUGGUAUUUUUUUUCGUGCUUAUCAAUUGUAAAGUUAAAGUGAUAAAUAUAUAAAAGUUGAAACACUUUUUUCGGAAAAAAACGGAUAAUCAUAUUUUCAUGUUCUGUAAUUAUUGCCCUUUAAAUUGAAGAUUGAUAGACGUUAAAGUUAUUUUCGAAAACAAUUCAGUAUAAAAAAAGAAAAGAUGUUUUUUAACUCUCGAAUAAAAAGACUUUGAGGCCGAAACUCAUAAGUUUUAAGUUGUUAUAAAAAAUUAUUAACAUUUUAUAAUUCUUUGUCCUUUAUGUUGUGGAAUUUUUUAUUGGUCAACACGAUAAUGCAAUAACUUGUCUCUCGGAGAGCAACGCGAUAUAUACCGUGAGUUUCGCACUAGUAUUUACCAAUAUAAAUCUGUCAUCGUAAUAUUUCAUUUGAACUAUGGUGGCUACAUGUCUCGAAGACACUCAUAUCUCAUUUUAUAAUUUUUACUUAGUAUGAUUAAUAGCACUUGGUUGUAGAUUUCGCCUUUUUAGGAAGGGAAGACCAUCUAACGCUUGUUAAUUAUACGAAUGAAUAGAUGCGACAGACGUCGAUUACUUCCGUUUACUAACACCAUUUCGCACCGAAAUUUCUUUUUGUUUUCAAAAAGGUUCGCUUACCUUUCUGUAC